GAUGCAGAAGCAAAAAUGUUGUAUCCACAUGUAGUAGGGACUGUGAGAGCUUUCUAACCCUCAUUUAUCCCUUGGGUCGGUUGUCAUCUUGUCUUUUCAUUUUACUGAUUUCGUAGCGGUAUACUAAUUCGACACCGAGGAAUGUGAGAAGCAGUGAAACGACGGACACGCGAAAUUUCAAAAACACAGUCCAGUAAAUUCUCCCCGAUUGUCCCUCGGCUUGUAAACAGAAAUGGACAAUUUGGUAAGAGGGGUUUACGAUUAUUAAUAAUAAUAAUUCUCCAUUAUCGUUUACAAGCUGCCGAAGGACGAUUGGGGAGAAUUUACUGUGCACCGAUGACUUUACCGGCUCAAAUUAGACAACUAUACCUUAAAUAACAGCAACAACAGAAAGAGCAAUUGUAUUUAUCCGCCGUAGAUCACUUAAGUCGAACUUUCCGCAUAAUAUCCCUAAUCGAGGCCCCCAUUUUCAUUCUCAAUUCUUCUUCAUACUUGCGUCAUCCUUCGUAAUCCUGCAUUUAAAGGCAGGAGGCAAAGGCGUCGGAACCUCGUGGGGCCUCUUUUUUUGUUCCUUUUGUAAUAAUGGCGACGUAAAUCGUUUCGAAAGCUACGGUGAACAACCUCGUGGCACACGGAUCCGGAUUUCGUCGCGCCACAGAUUUCAAUAGAUCGUUUCAUUGAGGAUAAUGCUGUUCAUUAUCAUCGAAAGCGCGUCUGCGAUCAACAAAGACCCCGUGUGGGCAAUUUCGUGGCCGAGACAACGGUAGCCAUCGGGCGAUCUUGACCACGGGCCGCGGACGCCCGCGUGACCACGUUGAAUGAGCGAUCUGUCGAAAUUACAAUACAAUGGUCCAGAAGAGCCACUUGACGAAUACUCGGUAAAUGAGUCAGCCCUGCCAGAGUAGCCGAAUAAGGCCCGUGUGAACCUCGUGUUCCGACACCGACACCACGGCGUAAACGAGAUGCCUUCGGAAAAUGCAGUCAAGGCUGCAACUCGGCCACGACACGAGGUAAAAAAGGUCGCGUCUUCGAGGUGGUCAUUGCACCUUGAAACCCUGAAAACCCAACUCAACUUUGCGACAACGUCUAUUCUCGACGUCGUACGACAGAACAAUUUCAAUGAAAUUCUGUAGAAAGUUGUGAUACAUAGCCUACAUUUCUGUAGGAAUAAACUGAAUUAUGUACGAAACGUUUAAGCAGGUUCUUGUUUUACUGACGACGCGAUCGAGAGAAUUUAUGGCGCCUCGGAUUUCCACCCCCUACGACGACGUAGCGUGAUUUCUUGGAAACAACCAUUCAUUAAUAACAAAACAGUAAAUAAAUAUAACCUGAAUUCAACAUUUUGAACAUCUCGCUGGGCUCCAUUUCUAUCAAAUCAUUUUACUGCUACAUAUUGCACAUUUUUGUGUUCAGCCGAUUGAUUUGCCAAUGAAAUUUACGGUAUGCGAUGAAACUUGAUUUACGUAACGGAAUCGUGUCCACGUUUGCGUUCGACAGCCGAAAGAGGGGGAAGGAGAUUUGGACGAAACAUGGAGACUAAGUACACGGCAGAUGACUAUCUUACCGAAGUGUCAGAUUAUUCCGAUUAUCAAAUAUGGCCGCCAGAUGACGAAGAAGAAGGCGAAUGGUACGAGUACGAAGCAGAGGGGAAGGAGUUCGACGAAAGAGUCGAAGAAAAGGAAAAAGUGAAAGAGAAAUUAAAGCCGCCGGAAUUGAUAGACAUAUACGCGGACCUGUUUUCGAAAUUUCGCGAUAUAGGGGCCGAGAGAAUCGCGGCCAAGACUGAAGAAAGGAAGGAGAAACUGCGCCAGCUAAUUGGUCUGAAGGAAGAAACCGAAGGAUCCGAGGAGACCUUGAUCACGCCGGAAGAUGAAUCCGACAAGCGUAGUGAGGAAUCCUCAGAGGGCUCUCUCUACAAUUGUCUCAGACAUAUCGAGAUCAGCAACUCCCAGUUGAAACUGCGGAAUCUUCACACCUCGUUUCCAGUGCCCGAUGAUCCUGGCAUAACACCUGCGUUCUGGAUCUUGCAAGAGCAAACAGACAGCUAUAGCAACCACGGUGUACAAUUUUUUAAAGCCCUGGUAGAGAAAGCCAAGCUUCAGCAUAUAAAGGUGUUGGAAAAGAUGCUGCUGUCGAACAAAAUCGAUCUGCAGUACUAUGGAAUAAAUCCAAGGAUUGUCAGACCCCUCUGCGAGGCUUUGAUGAUGAACCAUACGGUGGAAAUAGUCGACCUUACGGGAAACCGGCUAUCAGAGGAUGCCUGUUACCACCUCGGUGAGUUACUUCAAAACAACAACACUAUCCACAAUUUGGUGUUAGCAGGAUGUCGAAUAGGGCCGAAGGGUGCAUGGAGACUGCAAGAUGGAAUUUCGGACAGCCAAACAUUGACCCAGUUAGAUCUCUCCGAGUGCAACCUUGGUGCCGAAGGCUUUGCGUACAUUGAGUCAGCAGUUUGUCAGAGCGAUCAGCUGAAGGAACUUGUUUUGAAUGACAAUCAGUUGGACGAAUCUUGUGCCAAUGACCUGCAACAUUUGAUCACAGCUUCUGAUACAUUGACGAAGUUGAGAUUAUCAUGGAAUUCCUUGUACAGUGCGGAAACAUGGAAGAAGUUGGGCAAAGCGAUAGAGGCCAACGAGGUAUUGGAGGAGCUUGAUUUAUCAUGGAACGCGUUGGGCAACGAAUGUGUGAACUAUCUACGAUCAUUAUUAUCUCAUUCUCCAUCCGUGAGGAAACUGAUCAUGACUGGAAACAGGUUUAACGAGGAGGAUGCUGCAAUCAUCGCCAGAGGUCUGUCGAAAAAUGAAACGCUGGAGGAGUUGCAUAUAGGUAACAAUCCCUUGAAGGCAGAAGGUGCGUUCGAACUUAUUCGAGCAAUCACGCCUCAAGUGUCUCCGGGAAGUCGGCUGCGGGUUUUGGAUCUCUCACACAUCUGGGCGAAGAAAAAUGCGUUACCCGAACUGCAAGCCAUCGAAGAAGGACCGGACGUGAUGGCGUUAAUUUUCAAGAGGGCUAACUAUGAGGCAAUGAAGCCAAAAAGGAAACAACAACGCAAGAACUUCGGACAUUUUAUCCUUUCCCUUGAGGACGGCUUUGUCUCUAGAUCACGCUUCCUACAAGUAGUAAAAUCCUUCAGACUUAAGCUGUCUACAACUUUGCUAGAUGCUAUUACCAAAGCAUUUGCUGGUCCAAAGAACACUGUAAAUCUAGAUCUGUUAAAGUCGAUUUAUAUAACUCAAUAUCCUGACACAGAACCUCCUCCAGAAAAACCUGAAAAGAAGAAAAAAACUCCUAAGCAUACUAAACCAAAGAAGAAGGCUGAGGGUACUGAAUCAAAAACGACGAAGAAGUCGAACAAAGUGAAGAUGCGGAAGACAAAGAAGAAAUAACAAUCAAUUUUAAGAAAAGGAAAUUAGAUUCAAAUAUUGAGAAAUAUUGUGAGUUUAUUAAAUCUUUCUAACAUUAUGUAAACAGUUCAUGUAAAAAAAAAGGAAUAAUCGCAUUACUUCUCUCUUCAUGGGACAAAAAAUAAAUAAAGUGAAAAAAUUACAAUACUA
Molecule: messenger RNA, 3554 nt
Organism: Megalopta genalis
Lineage: Eukaryota; Metazoa; Arthropoda; Insecta; Hymenoptera; Halictidae
Molecular function (GO): protein binding
Source: RefSeq, a predicted model, not a curated record